Thalassophryne amazonica is the source of this 917-nucleotide messenger RNA. It is a transcript of the gene ubald1a, whose product is annotated as UBA-like domain containing 1a. The coding region runs from base 77 to 565 and encodes 162 amino acids. Lineage: Eukaryota; Metazoa; Chordata; Actinopteri; Batrachoidiformes; Batrachoididae. The record is from RefSeq and is a predicted model, not a curated record. Gene Ontology annotation, molecular function: protein binding. The transcript has 4 exons.
GAAAAGCAGGAGGGGGGAGACAAAAAAAAAGAAAAAACACUUGAAAGUGCGAGCAGGACACCGGGCUUGGUGGAAAAUGGAUGAACUCAAACAUCAGGUGAUGAUUAACCAGUUCGUCCUGACGGCGGGUUGCGCGGCGGACCAGGCGAAGCAGCUUUUGCAGGCGGCACACUGGCAGUUCGAGACUGCACUCAGUGCCUUUUUCCAAGAAACAAAUAUUCCAUACGGCCAUCAUCAUCAUCAAAUGAUGUGCACCCCAGCCAACACACCAGCGACGCCCCCCAACUUCCCAGACGCGUUGACCAUGUUCUCCCGGCUCAAGGCAUCCGAGAGCUUCAACAGCAGCGGCAGUCCCAUGGCCGCCUCUAUGGCCACCUCACCCCCAGCGACCCAUGUGGGCGGGUGGGGGGUCCAACCAAAUGUACCUAAUGUGCCCCAGCCUCCACAGGGACUCUGGACUCAGGGGCAGCCAGCUUCACAGCCCUGCCCCGCCUGGCCCACGGGUGUAAACCCCCACGGAGGCACUGAGCAGAAGGCUAGUGUAGCCAUGGAGGCGGAGAGAUGAAGCGCCACAACGGACUCAGUAGCCCUUCCCACCUCGGGCAGGGAGGAAAGCGGGGAGGGGUGGGCCAUAAUGGGUAGAAGUGAAGUGGGCUUCAAUCUUUUUCCCAAAACUGCUGGGGAGGAUUGGGGGGGGGGGGGGGGGGUGAGGUGGAAAGAGAUGGAAGCUACGUGCACCAAGAAAAACUGCGUGGACAAUUAAAGGAAGAGGAGAAAACUAAUGCAAAUGUCAAAAGAAACGCACACGUAGUAAUAAGAGAGAAAUGUUUUUAGUUUUUUUUUUUUCUUAAAUAAAUCCAUAGAUAAGAGAAAUAUUAUUGAACUAAAAAAGAAAGAAAGAAAUACAAAAAAAAAAA